Fusarium oxysporum Fo47 is the source of this 1434-nucleotide messenger RNA. RefSeq names its product peroxidase family protein. The transcript has 2 exons. The coding region runs from base 1 to 1434 and encodes 477 amino acids. The record is from RefSeq and is a predicted model, not a curated record. Gene Ontology annotation, molecular function: peroxidase activity. NCBI's taxonomy places the organism in Eukaryota, Fungi, Ascomycota, Sordariomycetes, Hypocreales, Nectriaceae.
AUGAAGAUCUUUCUGUCUUCGUGGCUCGCAGCAGCCUGCCUGUUCCCAACAGCUCUUUCAUUCCCUCAAAUGAGCGCCGAGCAGCUCAAGACUUAUCAAGAGCACGUGAAGCGAAGCCCUGCAGCAUGCCCUUAUUCCCAAGAAGAGAAGAGGGAUGCAGGCGAAUGCCCCUUCGCGAAGGAGAAGCGAGCUGCAAAGUUCGAUGCCAAGAAACAGCGCAUCAGUGUUUCUGGCGAGCAUGAGUUCCUGCCUCCUAACCUCAAAGCCGGCGAUCAAAGAGGGCCUUGCCCUGGACUCAAUGCCUUGGCUAACCAUGGCUAUCUUCCGAGAAACGGUGUCGCAGACAUGCAAACCAUCAUCAAGGCUACUAACGAGGUAUACGGCAUGAGCCUUGACCUCGGUGGUUUCCUCGCCGUCUAUGGCACCGUGUUCAACGGCAACCCAGUCUCCCUUAACCCCGGCUACUCCAUUGGCGGUCCAAGCCGCUUCAGUCAGAACAUUCUCAACGGUGGCGGUAUUCUCGGCACUCCAUCUGGCCUCAGCGGUUCUCACAACAAGUAUGAGUCCGAUGUCAGCGCCACCAGAGGAGAUCUCUACGUGACUGGCAACAACUUCCAUGUCAUCCUCGAGCGCUUCGUGGAGUACUGGAGUGCUAUCCGCGAAAAUACUCCUGCGCCUGAGCAGUACUCUGCUCUUGCACCCUUCCACUACAAGCGCUUCCAGGAUUCGGAAAGGACCAAUAGUCACUUCUUCUAUUCGCCCUUUGCUGGAGUCCUGGUCUCACCCGCUGCAUAUUCCUUCCCCCCUCGCAUGAUGGCCAAUCACUCCGAUAAGUAUCCUGAAGGAUAUCUUUCGCGUGAGGUCUUUACCAGUUUCUUUGGUGUCAAAGGCAGCAAGCCUGGCAACUUCAAGGUCAACCAAGGCUGGGAGCGCAUCCCGGAGAACUGGUACCGCCGACCUGUUGAAGAUGAGUUCUCCAUUCCUGACUUCCUCGUUGAUGUUCUAGAGCAUGCUGCGAAGUAUCCUCGUCUUUUAAACAUCGGCGGCAACACUGGCAAGGUGAACUCCUUCUCGGGUGUCGAUAUCGGUGAUCUCACUGGUGGCGUCUUCAAUACUGCGAUGUUAUUGAAGGGCGAUAACCUCGAGUGUUUCGUGAUGCAAAUUAUUAUGGCUGCUGCGCCUGAUGUUCUCGGCAGUCAGUUCACUGACGUUACAAAGGCUUUGAGGCCAUUGGCGGACAAGCUUCGACAGCUUCUUGCUGGAAAGACUUGUCCCAAGCUGCAGAAGGUCAACAUGAAGUUGUUUGAGAAAUUCCCUGGUUACACUGAGUCGUAUGGAAGCUAUGCUGGUGUUUCUAAGGGGUCUCUCCGCGGUGUGAUUGAGGGUGUUGGUGGCAUCCUGGGAGGGCUUGUAACCACUGGAAAUAAGGCGUAG